Closterium sp. NIES-67 is the source of this 373-nucleotide messenger RNA. The record is from the annotation of a GenBank genome assembly. NCBI's taxonomy places the organism in Eukaryota, Viridiplantae, Streptophyta, Zygnematophyceae, Desmidiales, Closteriaceae.
ACGGAGGGGAUACCGGCAGCGCGCCACCGAACGGGCACACGCCUCUGAUCUACGCCGCGCGUGCCGGACACGUGGAGGUCUGCGAUUUGCUGCUGAAGCACGGGGCUUCAGUUGGAGCAAGGACGAGAGCAGGGCUGCCACGCUCUGCACCGCGCUGCCGGGGCGGGGCAUGAGCAGGUGGUGCAGCUGCUGCUGGCGCAUGGUGCUGACGUAGCAGCUGUGGAUUCUGAUGGGUUGACUGCUGCGGAUAAAGCCAGGUGUCGAAUUGAGAACAUUGUAGCCCUAAUCUCUCCGCACCAGCUGAAGCCCUAAUGACUGCUGGCUGGCAUUGUGACUUAGUGCCCCAAGAUAAAAUAGCAAACCCCAUUCAAAU